Messenger RNA from Prorocentrum cordatum, 2658 nucleotides. NCBI's taxonomy places the organism in Eukaryota, Dinophyceae, Prorocentrales, Prorocentraceae. The record is from the annotation of a GenBank genome assembly.
AUGGCUAAGGGGAGCAAGCAUUGCAAGCCCCACAAGCAGGCAAUAGAAGCCAUGAUGGCGUCCUUGAAAACCGAUCCAGAGAAGUUGAAGGAGUUCAUUGACUGUCGAGAUUCGGCCCCAGACGAACCGCCCAGCGCUUUCGCAUCGGCGGUCAUGGAGUUCGAAACGACCUUCCCUGGGAGAGGCAGAGGGAAGAAACGGGGCCAUACAUCUGGUGAUGUCCUCCAGUGCGUCACCAAGCACACUGCUUCCACGAAGGUCAAGAAGGGCACUCGCUUGGUCAUGAUGCACUACGAACAGUGGAUGAAGCACGCAGAGAACACACUGGUGAUGCCCAAGCAAGAAGCAAAGACGAAGUGGGAGGCGACACUGGCCAGCUGCCCCGAAGAAGAGAAGGACAAAAAAGGCCCGGAGCACUCAUCGCUCCGCUUGCCCAUGCCAAAGGAGGACUUCGUCGAAGGAAGCAACGCUGUGGGGCAGAAGAAAGAGGUCAACGUCGAGAGCAAGCGCAAGAAAGUCACCAACGAGGACGAGGUCGCGGAGAAGCAGAAGGCCCUGACUAUCGGCCACGCGACCUUCAAGAACGCCAUGUUCAAAGAUGUCGGUGGCGGCGCCAUGGGCGUAGCUGCGUCCGUCGGCGGCACUUCCAUCGGUGCCCUCGGCCAGGGCGCGUUCGCCAACAGCCUCGAUGCAGGCUCGAACAUCUUUGCGGAGCAGCUCGCGAACAUGAAGGAGGAGAAGAGGAAGGCAGACGAGGAUAACAAGAGCAAGGGUAAACGCACAGACAUCGACAUUUUGCGGAAUAAAGUCUUGGACAAGUUAGGCAUUCAGAAGUCUGCAUCUGAGGCGAAGGUCACUAAGAUGAGGGAGUCUAUUGCGAAGGCCGAGGCAGCCGUCGGUGAAAAUACCCCAGAGUCUAGGCUGAGUGGCCCUGGCGAGGUCCCCGGAUUAGCCCGUUACGUGGACGUGAUGAGGGACAGGGCGCCAUUGAUAGAUUACGUAGUGCACGCAGACCCUACUGGUGACGAGGCCAAGGACGAAUUGAGCAUCGCAAUGGCGGCAUACGAGAAGUUGAAAACGAAAACUACGCCUAACAAGCAGUGCGAGUUGGCGAUCAAGAUCCUGAAUAUCACCAAGGAUUACAAGGAUAAGUCAGAUCCUCGCAUCGAUCCCGAAGUGCUUGGCCAGGUGUGCGUCACGGUGCGGGACAGCAUCGACGACAUGGUAGACCCUGAUGAUAUUGAUUUGAUAUCCCUCCUCUUGAAGUGUCUAGGCUGGGACUCAGAAGUUACACAGUUCUCUGACAGUGCUUCCUUGACUACAACUAUUCUGCACGAUGGCUUCUUGAGAGUGUUGGUUUGCAAAACGGCCAGGCACGAUAUCCAGCACGUCCUCCAUUCCAGGGGAUUGCAGGCCAAGUCUCUUCCUGUAGCAGAGGCCGACAUCGUCCGGGCUUGCGGGGUGAUGGAGUACUCAACGUUCAACUGGAAGAUCAAGGCGGCGCAGACCGAGGAUAUCCUGAAGACAGUGGACAAGGAGCUGGUCAGCAUCACCGACAUCAUCGGCAAGAUCUGCACAUUCGUGAGUGCGUCGGCCGACGAGGUGAUAAAGGCCAUUGAACGCCAUGAGAAGAAGAUCGCAGCGGCGGCCGAGGCGAAGGUGAGAAAGGACCAGCAGGAGAGUUUGAAGAAGCAGAGGGAGCAGGAGAAGGAAGCUAAAGCUCAGGCGGACAGGGUCAAGAGCUCUGCUGGCGGCUGUGCACUUCUUGAUGUCCAGCACGCGUGCAUCAAACCCAUGAACACCUUCAAAGAUCAUGCUGCAUACGUGGAGGCCCGUGACACACAUCAGACUAGGCCGGGCACGCCGUUUGUCAUUCAGUCGGAUAGUGCCCUCAAGGCGUUGUGCGAGGAGCGCUCCACGAAGGCCACGCUCGGCGUCUUCAGAGUCCAGUACCCAGCCAGUGCGCAGUCCAAGAAGGAGGGGCGCGGCUUCACGCCCAUGCACUCAGACAAGACGCCCAACGUUCUCAAGCAGUUGCAGAAGUUGGCCCCGAUGUCCAUGGAAGUACCCAAGGGCGAGACUGAGACGAUGAUCGGCAAGUCUAACUCACAAGUGUUGAUGUAUGGGUCGAACAUCGGCAACAAGGCAGUGCACUUCCAGCGGCAAGGCCUUCCGACUUGCUCGUACCAGAUCUCAGGCACCAAAGAGGUUAUCGCCGUGGAUUGGCAUAGCCUGAGUGACUACACGCAGAGGGCUGGCCUCAUGAAGGGGGAGAAGGAGGACUUCUUCGAGUGGUGUGUCGACAUCAUCAAGAGCAUCCACCUCAACGAGCAGCUGAACAUUUUCGACAGCUGCGAUGGCGUCUUCUACAAGGGUACCAUCAGCGCAGACCAGUACAUGUACAUUUCCCUGGGCUUCUUCGUGAUGGAGCGGGUCGUGGGGGCCACUAUGGUGGUAGGUUUCCGCAGCAGCACGCUGGACCCAGAGCCCAGCAACCUGGAGAGCUUCAAGGAGUUGGCGCAGCACCUUCACUCCUGCGCGCCCGGCUGCGCCUUGGACAAGUUCUGGGCGAGCCUGAUCAACGUCCUCGACGGUUUCCCGAAGCCCUGCAGGGGGAGCAAGCACUUGCGAAAGCAGCGAGUGCACCAGGACAGUUGA